CUAUCCCAAACGCCGUUAACAUCAUCUCAUUAAUCUCAUUGAUAAGCUCGACUUCCGAAUCAGCUGCAUCAGUGCAUCAGUGCAUCAGUGCAUCAGUGCAUCUCAUAAACAGAAAAGUUGAGGAUGGCAAUCAACGACGGCGCAGAGAGAGCACCAGAGAGACAAUUGCAACAAGAGGAUAUCCCUGCGUAUCAGGGUAAUGCACCAAGCAUCUUCGUGCCCGCGCACACUGAUUUCACAAAACCACCACCGGAACUAUCAUCAGAACCAAGCAAACGACGUAACGAGAUACUCGCUCAGAUCGAUGAGCAUGCAGAUGCCGUACACGACAACAUGUACUACAUGCUUAACCGCGAAAAGACAAGGAUCCGCCAAGAGUGUAAAUGGAGAGAAGACAAAUUCCCUCCACACCUUAGAGCAGUACCAGGCUUAACGGAAUGUCAGGAGCGCUCACUUCCUUCGAGCGGGAUGGAAAUGGACGAGAUCUUACAUAUUAGAUCAUUCACCUCCGAGCCGAGUCGAGGCUAUUACGAGGUACCCCGUGAAUUUACGCACGCUGACUGCUUUCAUGAGGAGGCCGGAAUACCUGGAGAACUGCCACGCAAAACGGCCGAGAAAAUGUUGAUGAACUUGGUGAAGCAUGGAGUUGAGAACUUGGAGCUUUUCGCUCAACAUGUCAAAAAUGUAAGGGAAGCGAAGAUCAAGGAGCUCGAGAAUGAGCUAGUCUCGGAGAGUCAAAGUUCUACGAAAAUUGCGCCUGCAGAUAUCAUGGAUACUAAUUAACGCUGACUGGAAACAUGUAUAUACAAAAGCUGCCCUUGUCUCGGGUGCUGACGCCCCUGGCGGAGAAUAAAUACUGCUCAAAUUCAUAUUCCGCCUUCUGUAGUCGAUAUACCUGCACCACCGGUAGAAGGGGUUCGUCCAAUUUCCCAAGGCUUUGGUGGUGCUGCAAGGCGGCCAUGAGUCGUAAACGCCGGGUCCUCGAUAACCGUAUCGGGGAUCUGUCUUAUUCCAGGUAUAGGCUGUCCCGUCUGUAAGAACGCCACUAUUUCCUCGAAUUUCUUAGGAUAUGGCUCCUUAUCGGGGUCUGCUGAGGAGGGGUCCUUCUCAAUGAAAAGUUCUGCCGUUGGUGCGGCGCUUUGCCAACCAGGCACUUCAACAUUGGCUGAAUCAGGAGUAAUUUGUUGAAGAGCGAGUUGACCUAGUGGAUCACCUAGUUCAACCAGGAGAUGUGCCAGUUUUCUGUCCGCGGGAUUUGACUGUUGGCUGGU
This is a messenger RNA of Daldinia loculata, 1271 nucleotides long. RefSeq lists its product as uncharacterized. Lineage: Eukaryota; Fungi; Ascomycota; Sordariomycetes; Xylariales; Hypoxylaceae. The transcript has a single exon. Bases 124 to 783 code for a protein of 219 amino acids. The record is from RefSeq and is a predicted model, not a curated record.